CAUCACUGUUUAGUUCCCAUGCAGUGCAUCAAACUGUGAAUGUGUUCUCAGAAAUCCUCUCAGAAUAAAUUUAACUGCACAGUUGCAAUUACGAUGAUUUUGUGGGUGCAUAUUAGACUAUUUGGAUAUCUUGUCCUUAUAACUGGAAUUUAUAAUGUGAAGGCCUGGACUUACCAUUACAACAACGAAAUUGAUAUGGACUGGACAACAGCUCGUCAGUGGUGUCAGAAUCACUUCACUGAUAUAGUGGCCAUUCAAAACCAUGCAGAAGUUGAACACCUCAACCAACUUCUACCUUUCAAUAAAGCAUACUAUUGGAUUGGCAUUAGGAAGAUUGAUGGUUACUGGACGUGGGUUGGGACCAAAAAGCGCUUGGAUCCUGAAGCAGCAAACUGGGCAGAAAAUGAACCAAAUAACAAGGGAUCUGGACAAGACUGUGUAGAGAUCUACAUUAAGAGGGGCAAAGAAACAGCCAAGUGGAAUGAUGAGAGGUGCACCAAAAAGAAAGCAACUGUCUGUUAUUUAGCCUCCUGCUCAAAGGAAUCCUGCAGUGAGCAUGCUGAGUGCGUGGAGAUUAUUGGGAGCUAUGAAUGUCAAUGUCACCCAGGUUUCAUGGGGCCACGCUGUGAGGAAGUUGCACAGUGCUCCCCAAUUGAAAAUCCACCGCAAGGUUUUGUGAAGUGUGAUGGUGUCUUUGGAGCAUUUCAUUUUAACUCGUCAUGCCAGUUCCAGUGUGGCACAGGGUUCAAGCUGGGGGGGCCACAGAGGCUACGCUGCCUGGCGUCAGGGCAUUGGGAUAAUAACACCCUUCCUGUUUGUCAGGCUGUCCAGUGUCUGCCCAUUAUUGAUGCCCCUGGUGGUUGGAGUAUGAACUGCACUCACCCUCUUUCCAUUCAUAGCUUCAACUCCAGUUGUGAGUUCAAGUGUGAGGAGGGAUUUGAGCUCAAGGGCUCAAAUACAACAUGGUGUGACCAGACUGGGCACUGGACUCACAAACUUCCCACUUGCCAAGUGGUGACCUGUAAUGCCAUCUUGGCUCCUGCAAAUGGCCAUCUGACAUGUGCUGAUCCUUUGGGAAAAUUCUCUUUUCGUUCUUCUUGCAAUGUUUCCUGUGAUGAGGGAUACAAAUUUAGAGGAAAAGCUCCACUCACUUGUCUAAGAGAUGGCAAUUGGUCAGCACAAACACCUGCGUGUGAAGUUAUAAAGUGUGACCCAUUGAAGCCCAUGCCACAUGGCUCGCUGCAGUGUUAUGACCCUGUGGAACAGUUUGCUUAUGGCUCCAGUUGCUGGUUAAAAUGUGAUUUUGGUUUUGUCCUCAAUGGUACAAAUUCCACUCACUGUACCAAAGAGGGAAACUGGAGUCACAUCCCUCCUGUUUGCCAAGCUAUACAGUGUCCGUCACUCUCUGAUGCACUAAGUUAUGGAAAUAUGACCUGCACACACCCUCUCUCUACCAACAGCUACAACUCCAGCUGUGAGUUUAAGUGUGAAGAGGGUUUUGUGCUUAAAGGUGCAGAUUCCACGCACUGUGACCAUACUGGGCACUGGACACACAGCACCCCCAUUUGUACAGCUGUGGCUUGUGACCCUCUCGUGACCCCUGCAAAGAGCCACCUGGCAUGUACUGAUCCACUGGGAAAGUUCUCUUUCCGUUCUUCUUGUAAUACUACUUGUGAGGAGGGAUACACUCUGAAAGGAGAAACCACACUCACUUGUUUGAGUGAUGGCAGCUGGUCAGAAUCAACACCUGCAUGCGAAGUUAUAAGAUGUGACGCUCUGGAGUCUGUUCAGCAUGGCUCUCUGCACUGUCAGGACCACCUGGGGAAUUUCAGCUAUGGUUCCUUGUGCUGGCUGGAGUGUGGAGCUGGAUUUACUUUCAAUGGAAGUAAUUCUACUUACUGCACCUCACAAGGGAAAUGGAGCCAUGAAUUUCCUGUUUGUCAAGCACAGCAGUGCAGCCCCUUAAUUAACCCCUCUCAUGGCACUGUAACCUGCACUCAUCCUAAUGGGCAGUUCAGCUUCGGUACAGUGUGUGAAGUGAGCUGUCUGGUGGGCUUCAAACUACAUGGCACACCCCGAAUGGAGUGCUUGGAGAUGGGGAAGUGGACAGACACCCCACCCUUCUGCUCGGCUCAACAGUGCCCCCAUUUGACCGCUCCAGUAAAUGGCUGGGUGAAUUGCUCUCAUCCCCACUCCCUGUUUAGCUACGGCUCACAAUGCUUCCUGGGAUGUGAGACUGGCUUUGAGAUUACAGGAGAGCCAGGCAUGGAGUGCUCUACUUCUGGGAACUGGAAUCAGGAGAUGCCCUCUUGUGCUGCUGUUCGCUGUGAGCCCCUUUCACUCUCUCAUCUUCCUGAGCUGGGACCUCCACCCUCAAUGAAGUGCUCUCACCCCCAUGGAAACUUCAGCUUUGGAUCUCAGUGUAUGUUCCAGUGUGCCGAGAGCCAGGAGCUCAGUGGAACCAGUCGGCUCACCUGCACCUCCAGGGGGUCCUGGACAAACUCUCCACCCAGUUGUAUUGUAAAGGAGAUGUCAGUGAGUGCCGGCAUGCUCAUGUAUGCAGCUGUGGGAGCUACUUCUUCGGCUGGUCUACUUCUACUUGGAGGACUAAUUUUUCUGUUGAUCCGCCAAUUCUCCAAAAAGGAUAAAAAAUUUGAUGAUCCUGUUGCACUCUUGGCACCAUCGUUUUUAAACCAUUAAACUAGUGCUUGCAAACGGUAUACAUAUUUAGCUUUUGUAAGUCACUGUAGCAUUUACUAUUGUAACAAAUUACUCCAGUCGCAACAAGGACCAAUCUAGUCAAUUUCAGGAACAAUUUAGCACUAAAACGUAUUUGUUUCCAAACCUGAAUGACUUUAUUUCUUCUGUGGAACAUACAAGAUACUUAUUGUUCUUUUUGUCCAUACAAUAUAAGACAAUGGUAACGAGCACCAACAUUUCUCAAAAUACAAAUUACAGUUCCAAUUACAUUUGGAACAACAUGAGGGCAAGUAUGACAGAAUUUUCAACUUUAACUGUUAGUUUUAUCUUAACAGUAUCUUAAUAUAAUUUAUUCUUCUCCACUGCAGCUAAUUACAGUCUGACUGACCCUUCAUGGGAAGAGAAUUUGAACCCAACAUUUGAAUUGAGUUAAAAUACAAAUUUAUGUAAAGUAACUGAUAUUUUCCAUCUUGUUUUGUGCUUGCAAUAAAUGAAAACUUGAACUGAA
Molecule: messenger RNA, 3208 nt
Organism: Onychostoma macrolepis
Lineage: Eukaryota; Metazoa; Chordata; Actinopteri; Cypriniformes; Cyprinidae
Gene: selp
Product: selectin P
Exons: 15
Coding region: 40-2700 (886 amino acids)
Biological process (GO): heterophilic cell-cell adhesion; response to cytokine; leukocyte tethering or rolling
Cellular component (GO): membrane; external side of plasma membrane
Molecular function (GO): oligosaccharide binding; calcium ion binding; sialic acid binding
Source: RefSeq, a predicted model, not a curated record